Serpula lacrymans var. lacrymans S7.9 is the source of this 1069-nucleotide messenger RNA. RefSeq lists its product as uncharacterized. Lineage: Eukaryota; Fungi; Basidiomycota; Agaricomycetes; Boletales; Serpulaceae. The transcript is spliced from 2 exons. The record is from RefSeq and is a predicted model, not a curated record. Bases 19 to 930 code for a protein of 303 amino acids.
UUUACUAUCGAUCCCUCCAUGACCCUGCGUGCCUCUGCCCAAUCUCCCCUCAAUCCUGGUCAAUUAAGCUCUAACAGGAAAAACCUCAGCUUCGCUACUCAAAAUGGAAGCAUCAGUGCAGAGAUCUGGCUACUGGGCCCUAGGGCGAAUAGUAACACCCAGCCAAAACAGGCUACCCUAAGUUUAGAAUCGCUGAACGGCUCUAUACGGACAUGGAUCGAUAAUGUUAAUGGUCGAGUACCCGUCCAAGUAGACGCGCGCACACAGAAUGGAAAUAUCACCCUUCAUAUACCUCGCUCUUUUCAUGGUUACAUCUUCGCAUCAGCACCUAAUGGUGACUUUUCACUCUCCACCGCUAUAAACGCACACGCCACAGUGCUCGGGCACUCUCACAGGGAGCAGCGAUACUUUGUAGGAGAUAUGUCAUCAGUGGACGAGGAAAGAUGGACUAGUGACGAGCUGAAUGUUCAUUCGAACAAUGGCAGAAUCAAGAUUGGCUAUGUCGACGAAAAUAACUUUGUAAACAACGCUAGCCCUCGCUCCAACACCUACACUUACAGUACUACUACUGGAGGCAACAGCGGUGGCACUCCUCUGCGCCGGAAUACUUUCGGUGGACGUGGUUUCUUCUCCAACAGUACCAAUACUGUCUUCAGUGGUCAAUAUAACGUCGUUGUGGGUAACCAGGUCAACAUCAACAAUCACAGCAUUAACUCUUCCAAUCAUACCACGUAUGAUCGUAGCAAUGCCAACACAAGGAAUAAUGUCAGAGGGACGCGAACAUCCACAUAUUCGACGCCAGGUAGCUUCAAUGCCCGUUUUCCCAAUGUCAAUGUCAACGUCUCUUCGGAUGACGUAAAUGAGGCCCAGGACGUUAAUGUUUCACUGCCGGGGUUUUCAUAUUUUAGCCGGUUCUUUGGCCUUGGGUAAUGAUGUAGCAGAUGGAAUAAAUACUGAAAUUGGUUGAUGUAUGCUAUGAUACUUUUACUUGUACCCUCCUCCGAACACCAUUGUACUAUUAGGCAGUCUUGCAACUUGCAAUGAAUCAAUCGCUAGGGCGAAAUUAUUU